AGGAUCUACAUGAUCUACAUGAUCCCAGACGUUUCAAAGUGAAGACAACGUUUUUUUCUCGGGUGUCUUGAACUCAUUGGAGGUCGGCAGCGUUACCUACAGGAAUAUGCUCAGGAGUAUAACCGUUUUCCUCACUCGGAACAAGUGAAAAGGAGUUUCACGGAGCUGAAAGUUACCUAUUUUUUUUUUAACCCCAAAAAGCCCCUUCUUUCUUCUCGGUGUGGAUAUGGCUUGGAUUAGAUGGGGCCUCUUGUUUUCCUUCGGUUGGUUCCUCUCCCCGGUGUGUGUGUCAGCGGAGCCGCGGCAGCAGCAGCAGCAGCAGAGCCGCGGCGGCUUCAGGAGGCUGUACGUGCUGCAGCCCGGCCCGGGACCGGGGUUAGGGUCGGCCGGCGGCGGAGCAGCGGACGGAGCGGCGGUGCGAGUUAGCUCCAUCUCGACGCGUCACGGUGCGGCGGGGCAGCCGCACACGUACAACGUGGAGCUCACCCACAACUACGGCAGCCAGGUCCGUACCCGCAGGAUGGGCAACCAGCAGCUCAGUCAGCAGCAGCAGCAGCAGCCGGUCGUCCAGGCGCAGAGCCAGCAGGAGCAGCUCAUGAAGCUGUCUGGGGUGAACGUCUGUGGAGGGCAGUGCUGUCAUGGAUGGAGUACAGCUCAGGGAUCGCAGCGGUGCAUCAAGCCCAACUGCAUCCCUCAAUGCCAGAACGGAGGAAUGUGCCUCAGGCCUCAGCUCUGUGUCUGCAAGCCUGGCUCAAAGGGGAAGGCAUGCGAACAGAGGACGGUGCCCUCACACCCCUAUCCAGGACAGCCCGAGAAUGGUCCCACCAACGGGGGGCACGCCACCGGUAACUCAAACGGACACACUACUGGACACAAUGUGGUACCACAGCGGCCGAUACCUCAGCAAGGUCAUCCUAAUAGUUAUGCCUCUGCUCCCUCUCCGUCUAACAACGUGGCUCAGAUGAAACUGAGUGUCAAGUCGGCCCCCCAGCUCGUGCGACCACAUUACAUCCAACAGCACAUCCAACAACAGAUCCGGCCCGUGCCCAUGCACCCAGGUCAGAGCCAGCCGUUUGUUAUAAAGCCCAAAUACUACCACAAACACACCACGCGCACACAGACGCAUGUCCAAUCCCAACCUGAGAGGCCGAUCCCCCUGACAGUGGGACACAACCACAUCCAUGUGGGCAACCACACGGGAAGGAUUAAGGUGGUCUUCACACCAACCAUCUGCAAAUUAACCUGCGUAGGAGGCAGAUGUCACAACAACUGCGAGCUGGGAAACACCACCACCAUCAUAAGUGAGAACGGCCACGCUACAGACACCCUGACAGCACCCAACUUCAGAGUAGUGGUGUGUCACCUGCCGUGUAUAAAUGGCGGGAAGUGCAGCACCAGGGACAAGUGUCAGUGCCCUCCCAACUUUACUGGAAAGUUCUGCCAGAUGCCCGUUCAGAACAGACACCAGCAGCACCAGCAGACAUCAGGUGGCUACAGCCAAACUCAGGUCCACUCCACACAUACACUGCCUCUGACCUACAACAACGGCCAGAAUCCUGUGUUCAGCCCCAGCAUCGUCAACAUCCAUAUCAAACAUCCUCCAGAGGCCUCUGUCCAGGUCCACCAGGUGUCUCAGCUGGAUAACUACCACAACAACGGGCACCAGCUGAAAGGCCCCCAGUCAGGCUCCUCUUCAUCCACCAGCUACACCUAUCACCACACAGAGAGCCGCCAGCACCACGGCUACAACGUAGCCUAUCCUAACCAGCAUGGCUACCAGGUCCCCCAGUACCAGCCUGUCACCUCCAAGAACACACUGGGACGCUGCUUCCAGGAGACAGCAGGGAGUCAGUGUGGGAAGGCUCUGCCAGGUCUCACCAAGCAGGAGCAGUGCUGUGGGACCAUUGGGACAUCCUGGGGUUUCCACAAAUGCCAGAUGUGUCCACAGAAACCAUCUAUUCCUCUGAUAGAUUGUCCUCAGGGUUACAAGAGAAUCAACAGCUCUCAUUGCCAAGAUUUAGAUGAGUGCCAGCUACAAGGCGUGUGUCCCAAUGGAAACUGUCUAAACACCGUGGGCAGCUACAGGUGCAUGUGCAAACCCGGCUAUGUACCUGACUCCACGCUCAGCACUUGCAUAUCCAACACGCCUGCCGCCCAAGAGGAGAAGGGGGCUUGCUUCCGUUUGGUCAGCUCAGGGAGGCAGUGUUUGCACCCAGUGUCUACCCAGCUGAGCCAACAGCUCUGCUGCUGCAGUGUGGGUAAAGCCUGGGGCCCUCAUUGUGACAAAUGCCCCCCUCCAGGAACAGCUAAGUUCAAAGACAUCUGUCCCGGUGGAAUGGGCUACACUGUUCUACCAAAUCCACCUGUCAAUAAGCCGGUCACCGUUCACCAGGAGCCCAUUGACCCCGUACUCCCCCAACCCCUGCCAACACCACAGAGACCAGUGGAAGCCUUUGGGAAACCAGAAGAGAUUAUACCAGUAGCAACAACUGCACCAGAUCAGGAGCUGGUAGAUCCUGUGGUUAGUAAUAGGCUAGUUGAACCUAUCCUGCCCCAGCUAUCUCCGGGUGUAUCCACUGUCAAGAUCGAGGCAGCCUACCCAGAGGUUGUUGAGAGGAGCUCUCCACCUGCACCAGUAGAGAUCCUCCCAUCUAACGCAGGCCAGGACAUCGCUCCCACCCAGUCAGCAGAGGUGGAUGAGUGCCAGAUCAACCCUUAUAUUUGUGGCCAGGGGAUUUGUUACAACACAGCUGAGGGUUACACCUGCCACUGUGAUGAGGGAUACCACCUAGAUGACGCCCAAACCACCUGUGUAGAUGUAGAUGAGUGUUUGGAAAGCCCAUCUUUGUGCUUUCACGGUCGCUGCAAGAACACAGAGGGCAGUUUUCUGUGUGUGUGUCAGCAGGGAUUCCUCGUCGAUGAAGAGGGAACCAAUUGUUUUGAUAUAGACGAGUGCCAGGAUCAGCAGGUCUGUACCAGGGGCCACUGCCAGAACACUGAGGGCUCCUUUAUCUGUCAGUGUGGACCAGGUUUCAGAGUGUCCUCCGCUGGAGACCAUUGUGACGAUGUGGAUGAGUGUUUAGAAGAAUCCAGGCCCUGUGAGACUGUAGGGGAGUGUGUUAACAACAUGGGCUCCUACACCUGCACCUGCCCCCAGGGAUACCGACAGAUCAACGGCACCAGCUGCAGAGAUGUUGAUGAGUGUGCGGAUGAACCAGAGCUCUGUUACCCCCACGGCGAGUGUCUCAACACGGAGGGAUCCUAUCUGUGUGUGUGUGAGAGCGGAUUCACCGUCAACCACGACACGCCCUCCUGUGAUGAUAUUGAUGAGUGUGGGCUCAAUGAGACACUCUGUGGCCCUCGUGGUUUCUGUGAGAACAGACUGGGUUCCUUCCAAUGUCUCUGUGAGCAAGGCUACCAGGAGUCCCAGGAUGGCCAAGACUGUGUGGAUGUUAAUGAGUGUGAGCUGCUGAGCAGCGUGUGUGGAGAAGCCCAGUGUGUGAAUGUUGAUGGUUCCUUCCACUGCGUGUGUCCCAGCGGCCAGGACUACAACGUCAUGAUCGCCAAGUGUGAGCCCAUCGCCACAGUGUCAUCAGUGGAGCGUAAGGAGUGCUACUAUCAUCUGAGCAAUGAGAACCUGUGUGAGAGUGUGCUGACCAGCCAUGUCACCCUGCAGGAGUGUUGCUGCACACUUGGAGCUGGAUGGGGUGACAACUGUGAGGUGUAUCCCUGUCCUGUCAACGGCACAGAUCAGCUCAAUCAGAUGUGUCCAUCCGGAAAAGGUUUUAUUCCCAAUGGAGACAUACUGUAUGGAGUCCCCACAGCUGACAGCUACAAAGAUGCAGAUGAAUGUACACUGUUUGGUCAUGAGGUGUGUAAAGGAGGCUUCUGUUUGGAUACUGUGGGCAGCUACGAGUGUUACUGCAAGACCGGACAGGACUACGACGCUGCCAAACUGGAGUGCAGAGACAUCAAUGAGUGUCUGGAUGAGUCAGUGUGUGCUGGUGGACAGUGUUUGAACACAGAUGGCUCAUACAUGUGUUUCUGUACACAUCCCAUGGUGUUGGACCCCAACAGUAACCGCUGUGUCUUCAUUUCUGAGGUGGCUGAGCAACAUGAGGCUGUGCAGAUAGACUACCUGGGUAUCUGCUGGCAGACGUUGACAGAAGCUAUGGCGUGCACGCGGCCGCUAGGUCCCAACAGGAAGACCACAUACACAGAGUGCUGCUGUCUGUAUGGAGAAGCCUGGGGCAUGGACUGUGCCCUGUGUCCACCCAGAAACACCGAGGAUUAUGCAUCCAUGUGUAACCUUGACGGACGGCGGGCGUACGGUCAUGAUGCCCUUGUUGCUAGCCCAGUCCAUGAAUAUGAAGUGAGCCCAGACUAUUCACCGUCACCUGAGCAGCAGACUGUCCUGCCUUUUUACGAGAAUGAGGAGCAUCCAUUCAAGGCAUUUGAGGGUUUGCAAGCAGAGGAGUGUGGGAUACUGAAUGGCUGUGAGAACGGUCGGUGUGUCCGGGUUCAGGAGGGUUACACCUGUGACUGCUUUGAUGGAUACACCCUGGACCUGACCCACAUGGCCUGUGUUGAUGUGAACGAAUGUUCAGAGCUAAACAAUCGGAUGUCGUUGUGUAAAAAUGCAAAGUGCAUCAACACAGUGGGCUCCUAUCAGUGUUUGUGUCUGCCGGGCUUCACUGUUUCUGACAAACCCAACUACUGUGUGGAGGCAGCAACACACCAAACAUCAACACACACAGUGAACAUGGACGGACACUAGGGGGUGACAAGAGACACUAAAACCACACGCACAAGCUUGUAUUACUAUACUUGUGAGGACGUCCAUUGACAUUCAGCCUCUGCAAAAUCCUCAGCACGAACCUUAAAGUUGAACUCCCUGGUUUGUUUUAAAAUGUCCAGCAGCCCUCCCAAAUCCCAAAACACUUCACAGCUGAUCAACAAAAGUGACCCAGAGGAAAGUUAGAGAUUUGGAGUCGUAUAACGAAAUCAGGAAGUGUACCUUUAAACUGUUGAAAAGCAAUUUAUUAAUCUUUGCCCAAACUCUAAAGCAAAUCAAACCUCAAGAACAUAAACAUUGAACCUUGCCUCUGAAUUAACCUAAUCCUUAUUCUAAUCACUAAUGCAGAUACAGAUCUGCUGUUUACCAAUGUCAUGUAUUUUUACUCACUUCCUGCUAUUCCCUUCUGUUCUACAACACACUUUUUUUUUUAGAGUACUUGUGUUGUAUUGUGUUUUUCAUAAUUUUAGUGGUUUUCCAAUGUGGAGAUUUUUAAAUAAACCCUUCCUAUAUAUUACAAAAUACUCUCAAUGUUAAGGCCUAAUUUUGUAAAAAAGUAUAACAGUAUAAUUGUUAAUGAAUUUUCACAUCCUACACUGUUAACAUUGAAACUUGCUCUGGUAUAUUUGGUUAAAGGAAUAGUUUGACAUUUUGGGAUAUGCUUAGUUGCAUUCUUUCCAAGAGUUAGAUGGAAGAUUUCAUGUCUGUGCUUUAUGUACAGUUAGAGCCUAGCUUACCAUGAAGAUUGGAAGCAACUUUUAGACUGUUGGCAGUAAGGCUUAAGCUUAAGUGACAGCGCUGUACCAGAUCUCCUAAUACAACCAUGAGAAAUAUUUACCAAAAAGUAGCGUACAUGCCAGCAUGACAGCUUUUUUUCAUUCCAAUAGGAAGUUUGAAGGGUAUUAUGUAUAACAUUCAGAAACUCGCAUAAAAUGGCGAAGGGUAAAUGUAAUGUGCCAGGUAGUAAAUAAGGAGUGAUUUUGGACAUAGCCAAUGAGUGUUAAGCCACAUGCAGGUAUAAUGUUUGCAAUUUUUUCUAUCUUAGUUUUGGCAUGUUUGCAUGCUAGCAUUUGCUAAUUAACACAAAAAAUAAAUCGCGGCUGAGGCUGAUUAGGUCAUUAGUUCUGGAAGUGUGUAGUCAUAAACCAAAGUCUUGGACAAAUUAUAAUUUUUAUACUAUAUAAUAUUAUAAUUAUAAUAUUAUAAUUCUGAUACUGAAAAUCAUAAAUGUCAACCUGUUGGUGGCGCUAGAGGGAAAGUCAGAGGAUCACAAAUGUCAUAUAUCAGCCGACAUUGUCAUCCCUUGAGCCCCGCUACUAGCGUUUGCUUGAAAGAAUCCUCACAAAAUUUCCAGCAAUGUAUUUAUAGUCCUUAGUUAUUCAUAUCACUAUGUAUUUAUAGUGAUAUGAAUAACUAAAAUAUCACUUUCUUACUUGGCUCAGCAUUAGAUGGUGUCCCUGAUGAGUCAUGUUAAUUUAUGUUGAAUUAUGAUGUAUGCAUUUAGAAUUAUAAUUGUUAACAUUAAGAGGUAAAUACUAAAUCAAAGCCAAACAACUUUGACCUAAAGCUAAUCCUCAUCUUAAUACAAAAUUUUAAAUGAAAAACCCAAAGAGGUUUGGAUGAACUAGUAUGUCUUCAAGAGCUUUAUCACUUUUUUUUUUUUUUUUUAAAUCCAUGAGGGGACAUUUGGUCCUUAAAAGUAUAGAAAUACAACAAGUACACACACACACACACACACGCACACACACACACACUUACACUUACUUAAUCAAAGCUCAUAUAUUCUGCACUGUGUACACAACAUGAAACAAACAGUAAUUUACUUGAGAUGAAGAUUCAACUUAAUCUAAUAUGUGGUGCCUAUGUGGGGGAUGGAAACACAGAAUUGUAUAAAAUGUAUGUUUUGUCUGUUGCUUUUCUAAGUUUGUUUCUUAUUUUGUUUUUAAGUGGCGUUUUAUGUGUGUUAUAGAGGCCAUUUUGCUCAUUUUGACAUAUCAACAAACUCUAUGGACUUGUGCUGGGGGAUCCAGUUGUUAAUUUCUACCCAGUCAAACUGAUUGUGGAUAUUUAAUUAUGUGAAGAGACCAACUGUCUGCUCCUUCUCGUCCUCUACAGCCAUUCCUCUGUCUGCCAUAAAGAAAAGCUUGUUUCUACACUACAGCAUCACCAAAUCAUGUUAUAUGCACAUUUUAAUGUUCUAAAGAAAGAUGAUGAUGUAAAGCCUUUGGAAUAAGCUUUUUGUUGGAUUUUGUCUUUGUUUUGUAAGAAUGGUAAAAUGCAAUCAUAAAACUAGUUGUUUUCUGGGACAUAAGACAAUGCCGAGUCUCAUGUGUCUUACAAAGAACUAAAAGACUUUCUUGGUAUUUUUCCUUCCUUCAGCACAUACGUAGGGUAUGUUGAGAUGACUGAAAUGCAUUUUUAUUUUCCAUGCUUCUCUUAUUACUGAAAAGUCUUUCCAGGUUGUAAAGCUGCUAUGGGACAGCGAUGGGAGAGAAGAAACUUCUGUACAUUUAAACAAAAGAGUGGAGAAAACAGCUGAUGUAUUUGUAAUUUGUACAUGAAUAAAUAGCUUUUUCUAUGAAUUCAUAUUACAGUGUACAUUACCCCUUGUUAAUAAACCACAAAUUGGCUGGCCUGUCAGUUCUUACUGUU
Messenger RNA from Sebastes umbrosus (honeycomb rockfish), 7447 nucleotides. It is a transcript of the gene ltbp1, whose product is annotated as latent transforming growth factor beta binding protein 1. Bases 227 to 4777 code for a protein of 1516 amino acids. Lineage: Eukaryota; Metazoa; Chordata; Actinopteri; Perciformes; Sebastidae. Gene Ontology annotation, molecular function: calcium ion binding. The record is from RefSeq and is a predicted model, not a curated record. The transcript is spliced from 30 exons.